Molecule: messenger RNA, 936 nt
Organism: Lethenteron reissneri (Far Eastern brook lamprey)
Lineage: Eukaryota; Metazoa; Chordata; Hyperoartia; Petromyzontiformes; Petromyzontidae
Product: dual specificity tyrosine-phosphorylation-regulated kinase 2-like
Biological process (GO): peptidyl-serine phosphorylation; peptidyl-threonine phosphorylation
Molecular function (GO): ATP binding; protein serine/threonine kinase activity
Source: RefSeq, a predicted model, not a curated record
AAGGAGACGGCAGCUUCUUACACUUGCAGCUGCUGCAGCUUCGUCAUCGUCGCCUUUCCAACGACUUCUGCUGAAGCCAUCCGAGCGAAACGUUUGACGAGCUUUCCACACAGAGACCUUGGAGACUGCUGCGUGAGAGAAGCCACUCUGAGCAUCAACACCAUGGAUACAAGCCAAGCUGGAGCGAGGAGGGAGGGAGUCUCUGGCAACACGUGGAGCGCGCUGUCCGCAGCCGGCACCGGCCCCAUCCGCAGCAAAUCGCCUCGAGCGAUCCUGGAUCUCUUUGGGCCUCAGCUGAGUCAUCGCCAAAAGCUGGAGCUGGCGGCCAUGGAACAAGUCUGGUUCUUCACUGUGGACGAGGUCGACAAACCCCGGGGCGGCAAGAACAAUGAUGGCUACGACGACGAUAACAACAACUACAUCCCUGUCCGCAAGGAGCAGCUCCACUACCGCUACGAGGUGCAGAAGCUGAUCGGCGAGGGAGGCCAGGGCCUGGUGCUGCAGUGCCUCGACCACAAAACCAAAACGCUCGUGGCCGUCAAGAUGCUGUCGCUGCCCUUGUGCACCUCGACAGCGUCCCGCCAGAGGACGGAGCUGGAGGUGACCAAGGAGCUGCAGGGCAAGGCCAGCGAUGAGCGCUACGGAGUCAUCCGGCUCCUGGACACGUUCCAAUUCCGCGGACACAAUUGCCUCGUCGUCGAGCUCUUGAAGAAGAGCCUCUACGACGUGAUGAGCAAAGGGAGCAUCAAGCGAAUCUGCGUGAGGCGCUUGAGGGAGUACACCAGGACCAUCCUCGACUUCCUGCUGUACGCCAAGCGACGGGGCAUCGUCCACGGGGACAUCAAGCCGGACAACAUUCUACUCACGGCGGCCGGCAAAGUGAGGGUCACCGACUUCGGGUGCAGCUGCUACCUGAAGUCUCACUCCACUCAGUGA